AUGCACGGCCUCUUUUCCCUAUACAUUCGCAUGCGCCAGGCCAUCCAUAUUGUCAGCUACCAAGUCUCUUCCGUAUUGUACUACCAUCACGGCACCCCGGAAUACAUUCGACGGGAUAUAAUCGGUCUAGGCCGAAAGCCUACCCAUCUGAGCGCCAUUCUAAAAGCCGAGGAAAACCAAAGACCUAAAGCUGACCUUGAUCGUCUAAUUGAGGAGACUGCUGAGCUGGCAGCUUGGUGUGCUAGCGCCGAGAUCCCCAUGCUUUCCAUUUACGAGAAGACGGGCAUCCUGAAGAAGCACAUGCCCCGAGUUUACGAAGCCGUCAUGCAAAAAUUCACCUUCUACUUCGCUGGCCAACAGCCAAGCCUCUUGCUCACCUCUCCACACAAGGACGCCUACUCAUCUCCAGCACUAGCUGGUGACAAACACGGACACUUGAAGCUGCACCUCAUCUCUACACAAGAUGGUAGGGAGUCCAUUGUCGACCUUACGCGGACCUUGGCGGAAAUGUCGCAGAGAGGCAAGAUUUCACCACGAGACAUCUCUAUGGAACUGGUGGAUGCAGAACUCUCCGAGGGAAUCAUGCCGGAGCCAGAUCUUCUCAUUCUGUUUAGCCCAAACGUGGAGUUGUCUGGUUACCCACCCUGGCAGAUUCGUCUGACGGAAAUUUUUUGCCUCCAGGAUAACGAGGGAUUUGGAUAUCAGGUGUUUCUGAAGGCUCUCCGGAAGUUUGCCAAAGCCCAAAUGCGCAACGGCAAAUGA
Molecule: messenger RNA, 762 nt
Organism: Metarhizium acridum CQMa 102
Lineage: Eukaryota; Fungi; Ascomycota; Sordariomycetes; Hypocreales; Clavicipitaceae
Cellular component (GO): endoplasmic reticulum membrane; dehydrodolichyl diphosphate synthase complex
Molecular function (GO): ditrans,polycis-polyprenyl diphosphate synthase [(2E,6E)-farnesyl diphosphate specific] activity
Source: RefSeq, a predicted model, not a curated record